CUUGAGGCUCUUCCGCAUUGCCUGCGCGCUCGCCUCAGCUAUCAUGGCGGCUCCCUUGGCCCUGGUGCUUGUGGUGGCCGUGACCGUGAGGGCGGCCUUGUUUCGCUCCAGUUUGGCCGAGUUCAUUUCCGAGAGGGUGGAGGUGGUGUCCCCACUGAGCUCUUGGAAGAGAGUGGUUGAAGGCCUUGCACUGUUGGAUCUGGGAGUGUCUCCGUAUUCUGGAGCAGUGUUUCAUGAAACUCCAUUAAUAAUAUACCUCUUUCAUUUCCUAAUUGACUAUGCAGAAUUGGUAUUUAUGAUAACAGAUGCCCUUACUGCUAUUGCCCUGUAUUUUGCAAUUCAAGACUUCAAUAAAGUUGUGUUUAAAAAGCAGAAGCUUCUCCUGGAGCUGGACCAGUAUGCCCCAGAUGUGGCUGAACUCAUCCGAACCCCUAUGGAAAUGCGCUACAUCCCUCUGAAAGUGGCCCUGUUCUAUCUCCUAAAUCCCUACACGAUCUUGUCUUGUGUUGCCAAGUCUACCUGCGCCAUCAACAACACCCUCAUUGCUUUCUUCAUUUUGACCACAAUAAAAGGCAGCGUUUUCCUCAGUGCUAUUUUUCUUGCCUUAGCAACAUACCAGUCUCUGUACCCAAUCACCUUGUUUGCCCCAGGACUUCUCUAUCUCCUCCAGCGGCAGUACAUCCCUGUUAAAGUGAACAACAAAGCCUUCUGGAUCUUCUCUUGGGAGUACGCCAUGAUGUACACAGGAAGCCUCGUGGUGAUAGUUUGCCUCUCCUUCUUCCUUCUCAGCUCCUGGGAUUUCAUCCCUGCAGUCUAUGGUUUCAUACUUUCUGUUCCAGAUCUCACUCCAAACAUUGGUCUUUUCUGGUACUUCUUUGCAGAGAUGUUUGAGCACUUCAGCCUCUUUUUUGUCUGCGUGUUUCAGAUCAACGUCUUCUUCUACACAGUUCCAUUAGCCAUCAAAUUAAAGGAGCACCCCAUCUUCUUCAUGUUCAUUCAGAUUGCCAUCAUCUCUAUCUUCAAGUCCUACCCAACUGUGGGGGAUGUGGCCCUCUACAUGGCUUUCUUCCCUGUGUGGAACCAUCUGUACAGAUUCCUACGGAACAUCUUCGUCCUCACCUGCAUCAUCAUCGUCUGCUCUCUUCUCUUCCCUGUCCUGUGGCACCUGUGGAUUUAUGCAGGAAGUGCCAACUCUAAUUUCUUUUAUGCCAUCACACUGACCUUCAAUGUUGGGCAGAUCCUGCUCGUCUCUGACUAUUUCUAUGCCUUCCUGCGACGGGAGUAUUACCUCACACAUGGUCUCUACUUGACUGCCAAGGACGGCACUGAGGCCAUGCUUGUGCUCAAGUAGCCCUGGCUGGCACAGAGCUGCAUGGACAAGAGGGGGAGGGCCAGAAGCCGGGCCAGGUCCCUCAUCCAGAGCUGCCAGCAGGCGAGUCCUCAGGCAGAAGACGGUCAAGUCCAGGGUUCCAAAUCUCUGGCACCAAAGGGGCCUCAAAGUUGGCAACAAAGGCCCAUGGGGAGAAGCUAGGAGCACCCCACUUGGACCCCCCACUUUGUGACUGUGCACAGAAAGGAAGCAGCCGGUGAGCAGGGCUUUAUAGGUUGUGACUACUUAAUAAAUGUGUGGGUCUUUUUUUCA
Apodemus sylvaticus (European woodmouse) is the source of this 1642-nucleotide messenger RNA. It is a transcript of the gene Pigu, whose product is annotated as phosphatidylinositol glycan anchor biosynthesis class U. Lineage: Eukaryota; Metazoa; Chordata; Mammalia; Rodentia; Muridae. The coding region runs from base 44 to 1351 and encodes 435 amino acids. Gene Ontology annotation, biological process: protein localization to cell surface; attachment of GPI anchor to protein. The transcript has 12 exons. The record is from RefSeq and is a predicted model, not a curated record. Gene Ontology annotation, cellular component: membrane; GPI-anchor transamidase complex.